AUGGCCGACGACGGCGAUCGCGUCAUCUGCCAUGCUUGCGGCGGGGUCUGGUUGCUAGAUAGCAGAGACGACAGUAGUAGCCUGGAGUGUCCGCACUGCGAAUCUGAUUUCACAGAGAUUGUUGAAAUACCUCCCGAUAGCCCUCAGUCCGAACGUGAACCCGAACUCCAUUCGCCACCAAUCAAUCCGUGGGCAGAUCAUAACCCGUGGACUCGAGAAGAACCAUCGGCGUCGCAGCCAUCCGGCUGGAUGGAUUCCGGAUCCCCAGGGUACUCUCACCGUUCAUAUAGAUCCCCCGAUGGCCGUUUCAUGUUCAGCAGCACCACAAUUGGGGGCGGAUACUCGCCGCGCCAAGGAAAUGCUCAGCCGAAUGCGAUGCUCCCAUUGAUGAUGCAGAGUCUUGAUUCUUUAUUCCAGGGUCUUUCAGAAAGCUAUGAUCAUCAGGGACAGAGAAGCCCAGCAAUGGAUCAUCCUCGUCACCCCUACGCGGCAGGCAUGCGAGAUCACGAUCCCGUGCAAGAUCCGAUGCAUUCCCGCAGUAUAACAGACGAAGACGCUGAACAACGUGAAGGACUAUUUCCUCGUGAUCCAGAUGGCCCGCAGCAUAUGACGGUCCGCGUGGAGAGCUUAGCCGAGUUAGUGACCCAAUUAUCCUCCCGUAUGAGCGUACUGCCUUUCGAUCGCCCCAUGGCAAUGGUAAUUAACGUGCGUCCCCGACGUAACAGGCUGCUUCAAGUUCUCCGAGGGAACAUUGGAACGCAAAGAACAAUCGGCAGACACGGCGUACGCGCUCCAGUGAGCCCGAAUCCUUUCGCCAUGCUCUCGGCUUUACUGAACGUGGACCGCAACGGCGACGCCGUCUACUCCCAAGAAGAGCUCGACCGUGUCAUAUCGCAAUUGAUCGACCAUAACCAGCAAGGCACAGCCGCACCCCCGGCAUCGGAUAACGCUAUCCGCUCGCUGCCCAGGAAGAAAGUGACCCAGCAGAUGAUUGGAUCGGAUGGCAAGGCAGAGUGCUCGAUUUGCAUGGAUGCGGUGGAACUCGACACAGAAGUGACCGUGCUGCCCUGCACACACUGGUUCCACUACAACUGCAUUGAGGCGUGGCUGAGCCAGCAUAACACAUGUCCGCACUGCCGGCGGAGCAUCGAUUCGGCUGGCACCACAAGUCCUGACGAAGGCACGAGCGAGAAUCCAGGCGUGACACAAGACGGUUCUGAAUUCCCUUCUUCUGCUAGCCGUCGACGUCGCUCUUCUCCUUUGGCCUCACGAAGUACGCGCAGCGGUCGGUCUUCUGUGUCGAGGUCAAGCCGCAAUUCACCUACCCCUGAAAUCGGCGAUUCCGGUACACGAAGAGGGAGUCGGGGUGAGAGCCAGCGUGGAGGGUUAACAGGCUGGGUCUGGAGCCGGUUUGGUGGUGGUAGUGGCUGA
Penicillium canariense is the source of this 1431-nucleotide messenger RNA. RefSeq names its product putative RING finger domain protein. The record is from RefSeq and is a predicted model, not a curated record. The transcript has 3 exons. NCBI's taxonomy places the organism in Eukaryota, Fungi, Ascomycota, Eurotiomycetes, Eurotiales, Aspergillaceae. Bases 1 to 1431 code for a protein of 476 amino acids.